AUGGAUGAAGCGCUGCGGGUGGUAUGGCCUGAGGGGAAGAGCCAUGCUGAACGUCAGCGGCUGAUCUGGUCCGGGGGAAGAGCCAAGCUGAACGUCAGCGGCGGAGCUGGUCCGGUGGGCUUCGCAUUGAUGCUUGAAGAUUCUUGUCGGAUUUGGGUGAAGCUUCUGAUGGAUGAAGCCCUGCGGGUGAUAUGGCCUGAGGGGGAAGAGCCAUUCUGGGGAAGAGCCAAGCUGAACGUCAGCGGCGGAGCUGGUCUGGUGGGCUUCGCAUUGAAGAUGCUUGAAGAUUCUUGUCGGAUUUGGGUGAAGCUUCUGAUGGAUGAAGCGCUGCGGGUGAUAUGGAUGAAGCGCUGCAGGUGGUAUGGCCUGAGGGGAAGAGCCAUGCUGAACCUCAACGGCCGAUCUGGUCCGGUGGGCUUCGCAUUGAAGAAGCUUGAAGAUUCUUGUCGGAUUUGGGUGAAGCUUCUGAUGGAUGAAGCGCUGCGGGUGAUAUGGCCUGAGGGGGAAGAAGCGCUGCAGGUGAUAUGGCCUGAGGGGAAGAGCCAUGCUGAACCUCUACGGCUGAUCUGGGAAAGAGCCAUUCUGAACCUCAACGAGCGAUCUGGUCCGGUGGGCUUCGCUUUGAAAAGGCUUGCGCAUUUUUGUCAGAUUUGGGUGAAGCUUCUGAUGGAUGAAGCGCUGCGGGUGAUAUGGCCUGAGGGGAAGAGCCAUGCACGGGGAAGAGCCAAGCUGAACGUCAGCGGCGGAGCUGGUCCGGUGGGCUUCGCAUUGAAGCCUGAGGGGAAGAGCCAUGCUGAACCGCAACGGCUGAUCUGGCCUGAGGGGAAGAGCCAUGCUGAACCUCAACGGCUGAUCUGGCCUGAGGGGAAGAGCCAUGCUGAACCUCUACGGCUGAUCUGGGGAAGAGCCAUGCUGAACCUCAACAGCGGAGCUGGUCCGGUGGGCUUCGCAUUGAAGAUGCUUGAACAUUCUUGUCGGAUUUGCGUGUUGCUCCUGAAGGAUGAAGCGCUGCGGGUGAUAUGGCCUGAGGGGAAGAGCCAUGCUGAACCUCAACGGUUGAUUUGGAUGCUUGAACACUUUUGUCGGAUUUGCGUGAUGCUCCUGAUGGAUGAAGCGCUGCGGGUGUUAUGGCCUGAGGGGAAGAGCCACGCUGAACCUCAACGGCUGAUCCUUCCGGCGGGCUUCGCGUUGAAUUGGAGUCUCUUGGCCGAAAACGAUGGCCCUUCUGCACGUGCUGGACAUGCCGCUGCCUUCGCGAAGAAUCAAGUCCUGUGGAUCUUUGGAGGUAAAGAUGAAGCCGUUUUGAGCGACAUAUGGCUCUUCCAUGAAGCUGCCAAGGCCUGGACUUCAUCUGGCAUUGCAGAAGUCUUCAGUGCUGCCCCCUCUGCACGUAAAGAGCAUGUGGCAGUGACAGAUGGCAACGGGGAUUUGUGGAUUCACGGUGGACAAGACGACACGGUUUUUUUCAACGAUCUGUGGAAACUGUCCACGAACAGAUGGACCCUGGUAUCAAAUGGAUCCGUGCCUAGUCGCAGUAGCCAUGUUGGGGUAUGGGAUUCCCUCAAUGGAGCCCUUUGGAUUCAUGGCGGAUUCGAUGGUGUCCUCAGACAAGACAUUUGGAAGUUCGAAGCUGAAAGAGGCCGCUGGUUCAGCAUCACAGACGAUUACAAUCGGCCCUCUGCACGUGCUCAUCAUGUUGCUGCACUCGAUGCCAUGAAUGGAGUGAUUUGGAUUCAUGGUGGAUAUGAUGAAAGCUUGCUUGGAGAUCUCUGGAAGUUUGACACCCGAACCUAUGCUUGGAAUCUGAUUUCCACUGGCGGUCCGUCAGCACGAGCUCAUCAUGUAGCAGUUUGGGACACACUGAACCAAGCACUGUGGAUUCAUGGAGGGUUUGAUGGGAUGGCUUGUCAGGAUAUGUGGAGGUUCGAACAGUUGACUUCCACGUGGAAUACUGUGGCACAAAGUGGCCCUUCAGCACGCUAUGAUCACGUGGCUGCUUGGGACGGGAUACACUCGAUGAUCCUUGUCCAUGGUGGCUAUGACCAAGGUUUCCGGAGAGAUUUGUGGAAGUUUGAGGUGCCACUUGUCACCAGCACAAGCACCGAGACGAAAACCUCCAUGACCUCCAGCCAAACCACCACCAGUAUGACCAGAAGCACCACUAGCACUAGUACUGCUAGCAUUCCGCCCGCCUUCGGGACUGCCACGGAAGAGUUGCCAUCAGAUGUCCUUGCUUUGAUCCUGGCAUUGAGUGUCCUCGGAGUUGCGUUGUGCCUUGUUGCUUUUUACUGGUACCGGAAGAGGCAGAAGAGCCGAGCAGUUGUUCCAGUCCCACCACCCUUACCACCACCGCUGCCACCACAUGAGCCACCACCACCAUCCCCAGGAUCCCCGCAACUUCGAGUCAACAUGCAAGUGCUUGUUCCACCGCCUAGCCCCCAGCAACCCCCGCCCAAACCUGAGCAAUCUCGAACUGCAGCCUUUCCUGCAUAUGUUCCGCUUUCCAUCCCGGAGCCACACCAAUUGCCCAUUUGUGCUCCAAAGUGCUGUGCUCCCAAUGCACCUCCGUUGGAUCAAGUGGAGGCCAGCGUGAAACAGCGCAAAGCUUGGGAUGCCGCAGCGCACAGCGUGGCUUCCACGACCACUAAGGCUCUCACCUUACGAUGUAUGCCAUGCUGCGAUGCUGUCGGCAUUGCUCCAGCAGUUCGGGACUUGGCGAGAACAGAUCCUGAAGGAUUUGUGGGCGUUUGCUUGUGCCGCGACUUGUGGAGGUUUGAUACAGCAACCAGUGAAUGGAGCCUUAUGGCUGUUGAUGGUCCAACAGCAUGGGCCUAUCAUGUCGCAGCAUGGGACCCAACAAAGUUGGCACUGUGGAUUCAUGGUGGUUUUGAUGGCAUGGCUUGCGAAGAUCUCUGGAGAUUUGAUACCGCCAGUUCCACCUGGGUCUUGAUUUACCAGGGUGGCCCAUCAGCUCGCUUCAAUCACAUCGCUGCUUGGGAUGUAACGAGUGCCUCAUUUUGGCUUCAUGGCGGUUACGUGGAAAAUGGGCCGCUGCAGCGUGAUUUGUGGCGAUUUGACGUCACCAGCACAAGCAGCAGCAUGUCGACUUCUUCAACUGCCAGCUCCAGUGUGACUACAAGCUCCAGCUCGAGCACUAGAUCCACUUCCAGUUCGGAAACUUCCAGCACUACGGUCACCAGUAGCUCCAGCAGCAGUGGCACAGCAACGACAACCACCACCCGAUCUUCUUCAAGUACAAGUUCCACAAGCACAAGAUCCAGCACUUCAGCAACAGUCACGACAACCACCAGCAGUACCAUUUCACAAAGUGCAACCAGCUCUAGCAGCACAAGAACAACAACCUCUUCCAGCACACUGUCAACUACAAGCACCCUAACCAGCACCGGCACUUCGACUUCCAGCACUUCAGCGACAGUCACCACAACCAGCACAAGUACUAUCUCGCAGAGCACAAGUAGCUCCAGCAGCACAAGAACAAAAACCUCUUCUAGCACACUGUCAAGUACAAGCACUCAAACCAGCACUGGUACUUCCACUUCCAGCACUUCAGCGACAAUCACCGCGACCAUCAGCACUACUACCUCCCAAAGUACAAGUAGCUCUACCCGUUCCAGAACACUUACCUCUUCCAGCACGCUGUCAUCCACGAGCACUCAAACCAGCACUGAGACAUCCACCUCAAGCACAUCAGCGACGCUCACUACAACGACAAGCAGUACUACAACCACAAGCACACAAACAAGCACUGGCACUUCUACUUCCAGCACUUCAGCGACAGCCACCACAACCACCAGCACUACUACCUCGCAAAGUACAAGUAGCUCUACCCGUUCAAGAACAACAUCCUCUUCCAGCACACUGUCAACAACAAGCACUCAAACCAGCACUGGUACUUCCACUUCCAGCACUUCAGUGACCGUCUCCAGAACGAGCAGUAGCUCACAGAGCAGCACCGGCACAGUCAGCACUAGCUCCACAUUCAGCAUUACUGAAACGACGUCAAGCUUCACCACCUCAAGCAAAACGCUAACCACUGCCACUACAUCCACCAGCACAUCCACUUUAGGAUCUUUAAGGGCAGAAGAUUGGACACUUCUCAUGAUCCUUUGUCCAAUUAUGGGAGUUCUUGUGCUUGGACUGUCAAUCAUGGUGGUGGUCAUGGCUUGUUGGGCUCGGAAGCGUCGGCGUCGUUUCGUGAUACCAACUUCGCCAGCUCCGCCGCCGCCACCGUGUCCACCACCUGAGCCGCCCACGGUGUGGUCGCUGUGGGUGACCAACACACAACUGCUCCAAGUGCCUGCGCCCUCUCCUCGCAUAGCUCGAAUUCUUCACCAUUUUGACCCUUGGCCACUUGGGCUUUUGAAUCUCCCGGACCUCACCACAUGCAUCGGAGAAGUACAUCCCAGACAUAAAGAGCUGCGCCUGCCAGAAGCGCCAGAGGCGCCGCAGGCGCCACUGCAUCUCUGUAUUGACAUCGACCUUCCCAUGCCAAGGGUCGAAGCUCCAGGUCUGGAACCUCGAGCAUCACCGACACAGUCAACGCCAGCUUUGCAAACACCUGCAACUGUGGCAGUUGCCUCCAAGACGUGGCUCCCAGGAACUGGAGCAGUACGACAUGCUGCGUCCUUUAGAGCGUCACAAAAGCCACCCAGGCUCCAGCGUCAUGUCGUGUUUGCAUCAGAGCCAAGCUUUGUGGAUCUACCGAAGCAAGUAGAAAGAGGACAGAAUGGCCAGAAUGGCCAAAGAGCUGUGGUAGUUUCGGUACAACCAUCGCCUUUGUUGAAUGUGAGAUCCCGACCGACGACGGAAGCACCAAGUGUGCAAAGAUCAUCUGCGUUUCGGGAGCAGGAAAGACUACGGUGCAAAUGUUUUCUGCAUCGAGGCCAGCCAGCACAAACACAGACUUUGACCAUUUUCUGGCUUCCAAAUCUUCCAACGGCCACAAGAGCUAGCGGAGCUAGUCAGACUGUGGAAAGACAGCUUCCAUUGUCGGAGUUCCUUCCAGAAGCACCUGUCAGUAGCCAAUAUCGAGUACCACACGGCUCAGUGCCAGAGCUUCAACUUGCUCGGACACAAGACAAUCGAAGUCGUCAUAGUGUCGCAAGUCCAGAUGUGUUUGGCAAAAGACUGAUAUCUUUAUCUUUGGCAUCUGCUUCGAGCCCUGUGACCGUUCAGAUUUGUCCAGACCCAACAUGUCUGAGUCAGAAACCAACAGAGCCGCAGUGGCCAAAGUCCCAGGAACCCAGAAUUCCCAGAGGGAUCACAGCUCCACCAGUUCUCCAGACACCUGCGGAGAAUCUUGGUCCAAAGGGAGCAACAAAAUGCGCGAGAGGUUCGAGGGGUCAGAGACUGCGCCAGAGAACGACUUCGAGUCGAGAACGGGCGUUCUACAUUCCAAGUCUGGAAACUGAACGCUGAAAGAGUAUCGGCUUCGGCUUGGUGUGAUCCUUUGCGGUCAUUGUAGCAUUAGGAUUUUACGUUGACAAUAUUGAUAAAUGUUGAUAAUGCUGGGAUGAGGGGACCAAAGAUGUCAUCCUCAAUGUUCAAAGUGAAAGGCGCAAAGAUCCGUCAGUGGAAUUCAGAUCUGCAAUGGGUGCUUUCUAACAAGGAGAGCUGCC
Messenger RNA from Cladocopium goreaui, 5639 nucleotides. Lineage: Eukaryota; Dinophyceae; Suessiales; Symbiodiniaceae. The record is from the annotation of a GenBank genome assembly.